Molecule: messenger RNA, 4769 nt
Organism: Archocentrus centrarchus (flier cichlid)
Lineage: Eukaryota; Metazoa; Chordata; Actinopteri; Cichliformes; Cichlidae
Gene: xpo6
Product: exportin 6
Exons: 24
Coding region: 772-4230 (1152 amino acids)
Biological process (GO): protein export from nucleus
Molecular function (GO): small GTPase binding; nuclear export signal receptor activity
Source: RefSeq, a predicted model, not a curated record
GAGGAAGUUGCGAGACAGACUCUGAAACCUGCAAACCAGCUUUAUUCUUGAGCCGCCCUAAGCAUUGGAAAGAGGACUGACAGGAACAGUCGCGGAUAGUAUUUUAUAAUUGGUGUUUUUACGGGUUUGUGAAUUAUAGAAUUUAGGUGUUUUUUUUUUUUUUAAAGCCCGCUUUGAAUUUUGUAAGAGAAGCUGUCGUGACCGGACACAGAAGCAUGUCUGCGGUUGACAGUUAGCUAACGAAAAUUAUGCCUUCAUCCUUCUAGAAAAGCUAACUGGCUAGCUAUCCGCCGCAACGUUAGGAACUGGGUAAAUUAGCCUUGAAAUGCUCGACACAAAACGCUAAUUAACACUGCACACUUCCGCGGUGCUGGAGUAAGUGUCGGCUAGAUGCUCCGCAAAACUAUGUUUCUUUAGUCAACCUAACGGUGGAAUUAGCGUUGUACUGCAAUGCAGCUAACCUUUAGGGUCGACAUAGCUAAUUCAGUGUGCGAGCUAUAUGUCUGGUAAUCGGAAGACGCUUUAUUCGAGCAAGGUUAAAUAUAUACAUAUUCAAGACACAGUCAACGACGUCAAUCUUUGCUAGCUAGUUUUGUGUCGACCUAAGCAGUCGAGCAGAGCAUGAUGAGCUCCCUUUGCAGUUACGUUAGCCAGCAAUACCUUAGCUAAUGUUAGCUGCACGAUAGGCUAGCUGAGUUAACUAAUGUUGGCUUAUUACUGUAAAUAAUCAGCGACUAAGUCAACUGAAGAAAGAACCAGAACCAGCUAAACAUGGCUUCAGAGGAGGCAUCCCUGCGUGCACUAGAGAGCCUGAUGACCGAGUUCUUUCACAGCUGCACAACUAAUGAGCGAAAAAGAGAAAUAGAAGAGCUGCUGAAUAACUUUGCACAGCAGACUGGAGCGUGGCGCCAUUGCUUGUUCUUCCUCUCCAAUACUCGGAAUGAGUAUGUGAUGAUGUACAGUCUCACGGUAUUUGAAAACCUGGUGAACAAGAUGUGGAUUGGACUUGCUUCACAAGACAAAAUGGAGAUUCGCAGCUGUCUUCCCAAGCUCCUCCUUGCUCAGCACAAAUCUGUGCCCUAUUUCAUCCGUAACAAGCUUUGCAAAGUCAUCGUGGACAUUGGUCGCCAGGAUUGGCCGAUGUUCUACCAUGAUUUCUUUACAAACACCCUUCAGUUGAUCCAGUCCCCAGCUCUGGCUCCACUGGGGUUGGUGAUGUUAAAAACCACGUCAGAGGAGCUUGCGUGUCCUCGGGAAGACCUGAGUGUCUCCAGGAAAGAGGAGCUCCGCAAACUGCUGCUGGAGCAGGUACCAACGGUGCUUGGACUGUUGACUGGAAUCCUGGAGACAUACUGGGACAAGCACAGUGUCAUAGCUUCUACUCCACCUCCCUCACCCACCUCAGGGGAAAGCAUGGAAUUGCUGGGCAGCUUGUUUCAGGGAAGCCAGUACUCAAAGCUGCUUUGUCAGCCCAUGGCAGCAUUGGACAAUGAGAGUCAUCAGCUCUGUUGCCUUGUUCUGGAGUGCUUGGCUCACCUGUUCAGUUGGAUCCCUCUGUCCACAAGUAUUACACCCACACUGCUGGCAUCCAUAUUCCAUUUUGCACGAUUUGGCUGUGAUCUUCGGCCAAAAGCCAAGACGGACUCCUUCAUCUCUUCAAAUUCCUCCUCUUCAAAUGGACAGCAUAAUCCUGGAACAGUGCCACCAACAUCAAAUGGAGGAGAGCUAAAUGGACAGCAAAGCGAGGGUAACAAGGUGGACCGUGCACGGCUUGGUGUGCUUGCCAUGACCUGUGUCAAUGAACUGGUGUCAAAGAACUGUGUGCCAAUGGAUUUUGAGGAGUACCUGCUGCGAAUGUUCCAGCAGACGUUCUUUCUCCUGCAAAGGCUGACGCGAGAAAAUAAUGCCCAUACGGUCAAGGGCCGCUUACAGGAACUUGAUGAGAGUUACCUGGAAAAGUUCACAGACUUCCUGCGGCUAUUUGUCAGUGUUCACUUGAGGCGAAUUGAGUCAAGUCCUCAGUUUCCUAUUGUAGAGUUUCUUGCCCUGCUUUUCAAGUACACCUUCAACCAGCCUACCCAUGAAGGCUAUUUUGCCUGUUUGGAGAUUUGGAGUGUAUUUUUGGAUUUUCUGACAACCAAAAUCAAAAGCAGAUUAGCAGACAGGGAAAGUGUCCUGAACAGGUACAAAGAUGCUUUAGUUCUUCUGUUGAGGGAAGUUUUGAAUCGCAUACAGUUCAGAUACAACCAAGCCCAGUUAGAAGAGCUGGACGACGAGACUCUGGAUGAUGAUCAACAGACUGAGUGGCAAAGGUACCUGCGUCAGAGUCUGGAGGUGGUUGCCAAGGUGAUGGAGCUGCUCCCAUCCCAUGCGUUCUCUACUUUGUUUCCAGUUCUCCAAGAGAAUUUGGAUGUAUACCUCGGUUUGCAGCAGUUUAUUAUGACCACUGGCACAAGUCGACGGCUAAAUAUCACUGCUGAGAACGACUGUCGCCGACUUCACUGUUCUCUCAGGGAUCUCAGCUCCCUACUUCAGGCUGUUGGACGCUUGGCUGAGUAUUUCAUCGGGGAGGUUUUUGCUGCCCGUUUCACUGAUGCCCUGGCUGUGGUAGAGAGAUUGGUUGAGGUGACUUGCUAUGGCUCCCAGACCAGCCUCUAUGACCUGGAAACCGCUGUGCCUUCUGUGCUCAAACCAGACCUCAUUGAUGUACAUGCACAGGCCCUCGCUGCUUUGCAAGCAUAUUCCCACUGGCUUGCACAGUUCUACAGUGAAGUCCACAGUCAGAACCAGAGCCAGUUCAUCAACCUCAUUACAUCCGCAGUUGAUGCCAGUAGCCCACUCAUCACAGCUAAGGUACCUGAAAAGUUGCUGCUGUCAGCGUGCCAUCUGAUGGUCUCCAUAACCUCUACAGUGAGGCCUGUGUUCUUGGUCACCUUGCCAGCUGUUGAGAACAUCUUCAACCUGAUUACUACAGAAACUCGGACACGCAGACUUCCCCAGGAGGCUCACAUGUUGGUGUGUAGGUCUUUAUCCAAUACGUUGUUGCUCCCUUGGCCAAAUUUACCAGAGAAUGAACAGCAGUGGCAAACACGCUCAAGCAGCCAUGCCAGCCUGCUGGCUGCGCUCACUCGAGAAUAUCGCAUUUUAAGAGGAACAGUGAACAUUACUUCACGGCAGCCUGGCCUAAAUGACAUUAAAGGAGUAGUACAGCAGACUCUGCCUGUGCUCCGAGACAUAGUGGACAGCGUCUCCAGCGAAUCCACCAAGUCACGUCAGAUCUGUUAUCAGAGUCUUCAGGAGUCUGUCCAAGUGUCCCUCAGCCUUUUCCCAGUGUUUAUUCAGCAUCCAGAUGUGACAGAUGAGAUGUUGGCCUUCUUCUUGACACUGUUCCAGGCAUUGCGAGUCCAAAUGGGUGUUGCUUUCACAGGACAGAUCAUCCACACGUUCCUCAGCAUGUUCACCAGGGAGCAGCUGGCAGCCAGUAUUUUGCAAGAAGGCAGUGCAGGGUGUAGAGUAGUCCAGAAGUUCCUGAAAAUCCUGCAGGUUGUGGUGCAAGAGCCCGGUCAAGCUUUUAAGCCCUUUUUACCCAGCAUCCUCUCCCUGUGCAUGGAGCAGGUCUACCCAGUUGUGGCAGAGCGAUCUUCUCCAGACAUCAAGGCUGAGAUGUUUGAGUUGCUAUACCAAAUACUUCACCAAAACUGGAGGUACUUCUUUAAAACUUCAGUCUUAACAAGUGUCCAAAGAGGAGAGCCAGAAGACACAAUGGAAAACGAGGCCCAGUUCACAGCUGCCAUGCAGGCUUUUGGACAGUCUUUCCUGCAGCCUGAUAUCCACAUCUUCAAGCAGAAUCUGUCCUAUCUGGAGUCUCUCAACAGCAAGCACAAGUUAUACCACAGAAAGCUUUUCCGGACCUCAAUGCUCUUCCACUUCAUCAACGUGCUGCUGCAAGUCCUUCUUCACAAAAGUCACGACCUUCUUCAGGAGGAAAUCACCCUUGCCAUUUACAACAUGGCCUCUGUCGACUUCGAUGCCUUUUAUUCGGCCUUCAUGCCAGAGUUCCUCAAUAGCUGUCACGGUGUGGACAGCAGCCAACGAGCUGUUCUCGCACGUAAUUUUAAGCUUGAGCAGGACCUGCCUUCAUUCACUCAAAGCGUGCAGCGGCUGGUGAACGAUCUUCGCUACUACAGACUGUGUAAUAGCAGUUUGCCCACUGGCACCAUCAAGCUAUAGCACGAUGACUGUUUUGAACCACUCCACGAACCGACUAUGAUUUCAAGGACUGCCUGUGCUGACCACUUUUCCCGACACUCCUCCAGUUCGGCUUUGCUCCACCUUUUCAGAGUAACAGGACGGAGCAACACAUGUUCGGUUAUGGAGGUCGAGGAUGCUGCUGAUGUUUUUAUUUGAUUUCUACUGUAGUAGGUUGGCACAUUUAUUAUUUUUAAGGCAGUCCCCUCCUUGUGAAUUGCCAAUGACAGUUUGGUAAGAAAUGUAAACCUGGUCUGCAAUUGGCUUUUGCCCAGACCGGGAGCAGUCUGAGCCAGACCUUCUUUCCCACGCCUCUACAACAAAGCUGGGCAGGGACAGAGCACUUUCAACUCAUUUUGAGUUUUUUGUUUUGUUUUUUUUAAUGUCUGCUUUUAUUCAUUUUGCCUUUUUCAUCUCCAAAGGAGACAGACUCUGAACUUAAGACCUUUCAUAUCAUUCCAUUCUGAAAAGAAAAAAAAAAAAAGAAUCUGCUUGAAUAAUAAAGUGCUUUUUUAAUAAAA